Nematolebias whitei (Rio pearlfish) is the source of this 2555-nucleotide messenger RNA. Its product is annotated as sortilin. Gene Ontology annotation, molecular function: protein binding. Bases 36 to 2555 code for a protein of 839 amino acids. The record is from RefSeq and is a predicted model, not a curated record. Lineage: Eukaryota; Metazoa; Chordata; Actinopteri; Cyprinodontiformes; Rivulidae. The transcript is spliced from 21 exons. Gene Ontology annotation, cellular component: Golgi apparatus; membrane. Gene Ontology annotation, biological process: Golgi to endosome transport; vesicle organization; endocytosis.
GGAAGGCAUAGUUCCCAUUGGGGGGGUGUUUAGAUAUGUUCUGGAAAACUGGGGUCCUUAUUGUGGGGUGCGUUCUGCUCCCUUUCUGUCUUCUGGGCGCGGAGAGCAGCGGCCGGUGGGGGAAAUCGGUGACUUUCCAUCGGACUCGGGGCAAAAACCGCCCCGAAAGGGAAACCAGCAGCUCAUCCAACACUGGGAACUCUUCUCAGGGUCAUGCUUUCACCUCCUGUCGCAUCCCACUCACCCCGGCCGAACACGAGGUUCUGGAUGACAACACACAUGAGACAGGGUUUAAUGGCGAUGAUGGCUCCUACGUGAUUCUCACAUGGGUGGGCGACGGCACAGGAGUGAUUCUGGUGUUGUCAACAAUCAGCUCUCCGCUUGAUUCUUUUCUCGAAGGAGGCUCGUCACGACUUUACAGGAGUACCGAUUACGGCAAGUCCUUUCAUGACAUCUCCCAGAGCAUCAACCACACCUUCAUCAAAGAGGAGUUUGGAGUCAGUGUUGGACCAGGAAGCUCAGUGAUACUGACUGCAGACACGCCUGUUUUUGGCAAUCCAGGUGGGAUCAUCUUCACCUCCACAGAUGCCGGGGCAACGUUCAGAUUCAUACAGCUGCCCUUCCACCUGGCUCAGCCGAUCACGUACCACUUCCUCAACCCCGACUAUCUGGUGGCCCUCAGCAUUGACGGCGGUCUUUGGCUCUCUCUGGACUUUGGUGCCAAGUGGACAAAAGUUCAUGAUGGAGUGCAUUCUUUCUCAUGGGGUGCAGGCAUAAAUUUGUUCUUCAGUUGCAGCCAAGUAGAUGCAGUUGAGGCAGAAGAGCGAGGAGAUUUACUGCUGAAGAGGACAAAGGAUCUGGGUAGAACCUUCACCAUCAUCCAUGAGGACAUCUACAGUUUUGGCUACAUCGGAGCUUUUCUCUUCUUCUCUGUGAUGGAGGACUCGAGGUCUCCUCGUGUCAUGUACUUCUCAUCAGACCAGGGAGAUUCGUUCAGUCAAGCCCUCCUGCCUUCUGCUUCCACUGAGCAGUUUUACUCCAUCCUGGACGGGGAUGAGGACAUGCUCUUCAUGCAUGUGGACAACCCAGGAGACACCUACUUUGGGACCAUGUACACUUCAGACGACCGAGGCAUCUUGUUCUCCAAGUCACUGGAGCGCCACCUGUUUGAUGGACAGAGGAAGAGUGACUUCACCAACAUCACAUCACUGAGAGGUGUCUAUCUCACCAACAAACUGGACGUUGAUGGCCAUGUACGAUCUGUCAUUUCCUUUAAUAGAGGAGGAACAUGGAGGCAACUCAACAAACCUGACAAUGUAAACUGUGGAGACCAUGUCAAGAAGUGCAACCUUCAUAUUCACGGAGAACACAGUCGUAAUAACAGGAUAGUACCUAUGCUGGCUCUGUCUGAACCAACUGCCAUUGGUCUUGUUAUCGCUCACGGCACUGUAGGAGAUUCUUUGUCCUCAUCUCAACACCCAGAUGUGUUCGUUUCCUCUGAUGGGGGGUAUAACUGGAGGGGGACAUUAAGGGGCCCUCACCACUACAGCCUAUUGGACUCUGGGGGUCUCCUUGUGGCUGUGGAGGCCCACCAUAAAGGACAAGUCAAGACCAUCAAGUUCUCCACUGAUGAAGGCCAGUGCUGGAAGUUGUAUAACUUCACCGAGCAGUCGUUCUUCUUCGCCGGCCUGGCGUCUGAGCCUGGCACCAAGGCCAUGAGCGUCAGCGUGUGGGGCUUCCGUCCAGAGGAAGACGGACAGCCCAUGUGGGUGGCCGUCACCAUCGACUUCCAGAGCCUCAUUACCAGACAGUGUAAUGCUCGAGACUAUGAAGAGUGGCUAGCUCAUUCCACAGGAGGAGAUUCGGAGAGAAACGGCUGCGUCCUUGGAUUGAAGGAGACUUACAGGAGGCUAAAGAAGCAGUCCUUCUGCAGAAAUGGCAGGAACUUUGCAGUGAGCAAGAAGCAGAGCCCCUGCUCAUGCACCAGGGAGGACUACAUAUGUGACUAUGGUUACUAUCGUCAUGUGAACACCUCGGAGUGCGUGAGACAACCGGUCGCUGCAAAUAAAACCCUUGACGCCUGUCUGAAUGGAGAGGAGGAUGAGCUUCUGACUGCAGGGUACCGAAAGGUUCCAAGUGACAGGUGUGAGGGGGGGUUCACACCUCAUCUCCAAGUCCCGACAGUUAUUCAACCGUGUGGGGUUAAACCCAGCUCUGAACCUCCUGGCAAGACAACAUCUUCAGUCACACACUUUGACACACUGACAGAAAGGCUGGUCCUGAUCCUCGUGUGUGCAGGUGCAGCACUUAUCAUCCUGCUAGUCAUCGUCUCUGCAGUUCUUGCAGUCAGGAGAGUGGCUGACAGAACCAGGACCCCUGCAUAUAGUUUCUCCAACCUGCGCCUUCAGGAAGACACUAACGGCAUCACAGCUGAGUUUGAAAGUAUCGCCAGCAGUAACGGUACAGCCUGCCAUCAGGAUUCAGAUGAAGAUCUUCUUCAUUACCAUUCGACAAAUUUUCAAGGAAUUGCUAACACUACAGGCCAAGGGUGUUAA